CAUCUUGGUGCAGUACCCCCUGAAAGCGGAGACUUCCAUGAAAUGGUAUGCCAAGCCUGCAUGAAUCACUGCCAUUUCCUGUGGGCCUAUGCGUCGCAAUUAGCAGUUCCUGCUUUGACCAAAGUGAGCUCCCUUGAAGAUGAAGGGAUUAUCCUGAAGGUUGAGGAAAGUGAAGAGCAAAAAAAAGAGAUAAAAAAAGAAAGUGGAAUGGAACACCAGGAAACGAAGGAGGAAAAGCAGAUGGAGCAGUUUAAUGAACCGUCUACUAGCUCUGGAUCUGCUUGUCCAGAGGUGGUUACUAAGAGUGAGGAGCCAGUCUGCAAACUGAAAGAACUCCAAAGCAAGGAAUUUUUAAAAAAAGAUACUGCCACCUUUUGGCCGUCGAACUGGAGAAGCAAAUUAUGCACCUGUGAAGACUGUUUGAAAAUGUAUUCGGAGCUUGAAGUCCAGUUCCUGACAGAUGAAUGCGACACUGUCUUGGCUUAUGAAAAUAAAGGUACCAGUGACCAAGAGACAGAGAGGAGAGAUCCUUUAAUGGACACCCUUAACAGCAUGAACAGAGUCCAGCAAGUGGAACUCAUCUGUGAAUACAAUGAUUUAAAGACAGAACUGACUGACUAUCUCAGGAGAUUUGCAGAUGAGGGAACGGUGGUUAAAAGAGAAGACAUUCAGCACUUCUUUGAAGAAUUUCAGUCACGGAAAAGACGACGGACUAACAGGAUGCAGUACUACUGUAGUUAGACUGAGAGAACUGGGAAAACAAAACAGUACUCACUGACAAACAGAAGAGGCAUCUUCAGUAUUUGGCUUCUCAUCAAAAUCCAACUGUCCAAGAAAGGUCUCCAUUUUGUCUCAUACUUCUUUUAUUUGUAGCAACUAAAAUGUGUUCUUAACAGGAACAUUGCAUUU
Phaethon lepturus (White-tailed tropicbird) is the source of this 909-nucleotide messenger RNA. It is a transcript of the gene UBR7, whose product is annotated as ubiquitin protein ligase E3 component n-recognin 7 (putative). The transcript has 6 exons. Lineage: Eukaryota; Metazoa; Chordata; Aves; Phaethontiformes; Phaethontidae. Gene Ontology annotation, molecular function: ubiquitin protein ligase activity; zinc ion binding. Gene Ontology annotation, cellular component: cytoplasm. The annotation marks the transcript as partial. The record is from RefSeq and is a predicted model, not a curated record.